AUGGCAUCGCCAAUAAUAUCUGGUCGAUGCCUGAGAGCCAACAUCCUCCACCUCCCGCCUGCGAUCCGCACCUCGAUCUACGCAAACACCCGCUCCUUCUCGUCAACACCGCAACGAAAAGUCGAUGCUGGGAGUACUCUGACCUCCAUCGCCGUCGCCGUCCCUACCGCCGUCCUUGAUGGCGUCCACGCUAUCGGCCUUCCCUGGUGCGCCGCCAUUCCAGUCACGGCCAUCCUCGUCCGCGGUGUAUUUGGAUACUACAUCGCCGCCAGGCCUGCACGCAAACGUGCGUUGGCCCAUCUCAACCUCGCACCACUCAUCAACGCUCGCGCCAAAGACGAUAUCCAGCAGUGGGGAAGCCGGCGAGAGCAAGCGUACGAUCAAGGCACACUGAAAAGGCCUCCUGCGGGGGCACGUAAACUUCAAUUGAUUGCCAUGGCGAUGUGGUACAGGAUAAAAGGGGGAUACCAAUUGGGCAAAGCCUAUGGCGCCCCAACGUUCACUUGGCAGAAUGGGAUCAAUUUCGCGACUUUGCUUGCUUUCACGGAGGCUGUGAGGAUCAAGUGUGGGACGAAAGAGGGUCUUCUUACUCUGCUGCUGGGGCCUUUGCAAUGGCUGCAAGAUGAUGCUCCUGCUCGGCCCGUUGAUCCAGCAGAAGCUCUUGCCGAACGAUUAGCCGCUGCUCGGGAAUCAAAACAACAGCAAUUACUGUCUUCAGAUGCUCUGCCCGAUGGAAAUGCUCUAGCCAAUGAGUACCAGCUGCCACCACUUAAUACGUCGGCCUAUCUUGACUUCGCAGACCCGACCAUGAAGGUGGAAGGGUUUUCGUGGCUGCAGGAUCUAACCAUUCCGGAUACGACCCUGAUCCUGCCUAUCACUCUCGGAUGCAUCAUGGCCGCCAAUGCUCUGCUCAGGCCAUCAGUGAAAAAGCAGCCGGACACCGUCAAAGAUAUACAGGAGAAACUCCAGGCAUUCGACGAAUCGAAUGACAUAACCCCUGAGAACAAAACGUCGACUAGUAAAAGCACUUCCCACCGCGACACGCCCAAGACAAGUGCUGUCACGAACGAUGUGCUGCAUGCUCUCGAAGUGGCCGAAAAGCUCAACGCGGAAAUAGCGGCCAAGAAGAACAAGCCAGACCGCUUUUUCGUCAACCUCAGCACUGGCAAGCGCUUGAGUCUGAUCUUUGCAUUAAUGUUUACUGCCAUUGCCCUUCAGAUGCCGGCUGCUUUGGUCCUGUACCUGUUUGGCACAUUGGCCACCGCAUGGCUGCAAGGCCGCUUCCUCGAUGUCAAGUAUCCUAUGCGCCAAGUCAUCGCGCCUUGCAAAAGGCAGAUGAGGUACAAAAUCAAGCGAGAGUAUAGCGACGUGUGA
This is a messenger RNA of Zasmidium cellare ATCC 36951, 1374 nucleotides long. RefSeq lists its product as uncharacterized. Gene Ontology annotation, molecular function: membrane insertase activity. Gene Ontology annotation, biological process: protein insertion into mitochondrial inner membrane from matrix; mitochondrial respiratory chain complex IV assembly. The transcript has a single exon. The coding region runs from base 1 to 1374 and encodes 457 amino acids. The record is from RefSeq and is a predicted model, not a curated record. NCBI's taxonomy places the organism in Eukaryota, Fungi, Ascomycota, Dothideomycetes, Mycosphaerellales, Mycosphaerellaceae. Gene Ontology annotation, cellular component: mitochondrial inner membrane.